CUGGAAUUUAAAAAAAUCUUUCGUAUCCCAUCCUUUCCUUUUAGUCGCACAGUUACCGCAGUUGGUUAUCACAAAGAGAAGACUGUCAACCCCGCUGGCGAAUAUGUCCGCACGACCGCCCAGACUCCGAAAUUCUUUGACACUCUGCUCGGGCUUGUAGCGACCUACGAGCAGAACUGUCGGUCGCAGGAAGGCCCCUGCAUCUCUCGUGAACUCAUGAUCAACAAGAACGAUGGUUUCGCAUUUAGCUAUUACUCUGGCUCUAAACAGUUGAUCUAUGGGACGCAAAAGAGUCUGCGACUGGCAGUUUCGCGACCCCAAGGCAAGCCCGAGGUGCCCACCAAUGGCAGUCUGCUGCAUGUGGGCGUCGAACACCUUGUAAGGCUGAAUCAAAAGACAGAGUGGGAUAUCCUUGUGAAAGCUCCUUGGAAAGAAACCUACCGACUACAAGAACAGCUAACUCUGAGUUUCAAUUCUGCAGCUUAUAAAUCUGCCGAUGGAAAUUACACGGGGACCCUGGAACUCGGAUCUUGGAAAGGAGACCUCAGUGGCACGUGGAAGACCAGCUUGACUGACGAAGUUUCUGCAACCGUCGAACUUCGCUCAAAGAGGGACCAGAUAUGGGCGGUUUACAACUCCGUCGGCCUCUUCACCUACAGUUUGAGGGCUAAGGGCAAGGGGACGACGCUGGCGUUCAACUUAAAGUGUAAGUUAUUUGCUUGA
This is a messenger RNA of Dibothriocephalus latus, 723 nucleotides long. The record is from the annotation of a GenBank genome assembly. NCBI's taxonomy places the organism in Eukaryota, Metazoa, Platyhelminthes, Cestoda, Diphyllobothriidea, Diphyllobothriidae.